Molecule: messenger RNA, 975 nt
Organism: Zasmidium cellare ATCC 36951
Lineage: Eukaryota; Fungi; Ascomycota; Dothideomycetes; Mycosphaerellales; Mycosphaerellaceae
Exons: 1
Coding region: 1-975 (324 amino acids)
Biological process (GO): pantothenate biosynthetic process
Cellular component (GO): cytoplasm
Molecular function (GO): 2-dehydropantoate 2-reductase activity
Source: RefSeq, a predicted model, not a curated record
AUGACCAAAGCACUAAUCUACGGCACCGGCUCAAUAGGAUCUGUAUAUGGAUACAUUCUGCACAAGGCCGGGGUUGACGUCACAGCCAUAUGCCGCAGCAACUACGAGGCCGUCAGCAAGAACGGCAUAACAAUCCACUCGGCGCUCUGGGGCGAUGUUCACUAUCGGCCCCAUGUAGCUCGGUCUGUGGAGGAGAGCAGCUCUCAUUGCCCAUUCGAUUUCAUCCUCGUUUGCACCAAGGCCUUUGGUGGCCGGGAAACCGCUCUUGCACUUCAGCAAGUCGUCUCGCCGGAUACAGCUAUUGUCGUUGCUCAGAACGGGAUUGAGGUGGAGAAAGAAUACCACCAACUAUUUCCCCAGAACACCAUUAUAUCCGGCGUCGUCUGGCUCCCAGCCAGUCCCGUCGAGCCAGGUGUGGUGAAAAUGGGCGCGAUGGAACGCAUAGAGAUGGGCACAUAUCCAGCUCAUGUUGGAUCACAAGUCAAAGUCGAACAAUUAGCCUCCCUCUGGACCUUGGGCGGCGGCACGCCGAUAGUGCAUCAAGACAUCCAGGCAAAGCGAUGGGAGAAACUCGCGGUCAACUGUGCGUUCAACCCCAUGGGUGCGUUGAGUCGGUGCGAUGGGGCGAAUCUGCUUUUGUCGAGUGAGAUGGCAGAUGAGACUGUGAUGGGAGUUUUGCGGGAAGUAAGCAGUGUCGCUGCUGCCGUGGGGUAUGAACCUAGUGAGCGAUUUGUGGAGGAGAAUAUGGCCUGCCAUCGUGCGAGCAAACAGACAGGGGGCAAGGAGCAGAGUAUGCUCGUCGAUGUGAAGGCUGGCCGACCGCUUGAAGUCGAGGCGAUCUUUGGGAACACCGUUCGGAUUGCGAAGGAGCAUGGCGUUCAGGUGCCUCGCCUUGAGAUGUUGUUCUGUUUAGCACAGGCGUUGAACUUUUCGAUUCAAAGGCCUCCGGGACGGUGGAAGCCGCUGAUGAGCUAG